This is a messenger RNA of Coniosporium apollinis CBS 100218, 3585 nucleotides long. RefSeq lists its product as uncharacterized. The record is from RefSeq and is a predicted model, not a curated record. The coding region runs from base 1 to 3585 and encodes 1194 amino acids. The transcript has 6 exons. Gene Ontology annotation, cellular component: cytoplasm. Lineage: Eukaryota; Fungi; Ascomycota; Dothideomycetes. Gene Ontology annotation, biological process: actin cytoskeleton organization; signal transduction.
AUGGCGGCCCCUCUUGAGGGUCAGCCCUUGAGCGAAGAGCAAAACUUAGUUGGCGAACCGCACCCAGACGACAACCGGACUUCACUCGCCGACGGGGGAUCUGAUCCAAACCACUCCCAUAACGACAACACAAACCCCAAACAGGGCGAUCAGGGCGGCGAGGAAUACAACGCGCUCACCGAGAAUGCUUACACUCUGGAGCUCGCGUCAAACAGGAGAGAUGGGCCGGAGACUGGCCAAUUAGCCACCACUGCGCCUGUCAUGCGGGAAGUCAUAUCCAUCGACCACCACAGACGCCAGAGCGAGCCAAGUUUCUGUGGUAAAUGCAAGCAAGAGCUACCCGGCCAGUACGUGAGGGCGUUAGGACAGAAGUGGCAUCUCGAGUGCUUCACUUGCGAGGAUUGUGGUAAGAUCGUCGCAUCCAAGUUCUUUCCCGUGCCCGAUCAACCCCCUGGCCAGUACCCUCUGUGCGAGACAGAUUAUUUUGGGCGGCUCAAUCUUCUCUGUUAUAAAUGCGGACAUGCUCUACGGGGAUCUUACAUUACUGCCUUAGAUCGCAAGUACCACAUCGAACAUUUCACCUGCUCCGUCUGUCCGACGGUUUUUGGCGCCCAGGACAGCUACUAUGAACAUGAUGGGGAUGUCUUCUGCCACUACCACUACUCCACUAAAUUCGCACAGCUAUGCAACGGAUGCCAUUACGCGAUCCUGAAGCAGUUUGUAGAGAUCUUCCGGAAUGGAGAAAACCAGCACUGGCAUCCCGAAUGCUACAUGAUUCACAAAUACUGGAACGUCCGCCUUCGCAAAGACGGGGUGCCAGCAAUCACACAAGGCGCAAACAACGAAGACGCCACUGAAGCCAUGCGCAGAGCAGUUCGGUCCGAAGAGGAGCAGAUGGAGCAGAGGGUGGUUUGGAUCUGGCGGACACUAUCAACAUUUGAAGAAAAGUCUGCCACGUGCAUCUCAGAUAUGCUCUUGCAUGUCAGCAAUGGCGAGUACUUCAAGGGCAUCGUGUCUGCAAGGACCUUCAUCGUGUUUGUCGAGACACUCUUCAUCUCCGCUGACAAGCUGGACCAACUGCUACUCGCCGCCUUAUCCAAGAAAUCCCUUUCAGUUUCGCGAGAGGCGAAGCUCCUGUGCAAGAAAGUCGUUUCGUUCUUUCAUCUACUCGCGCGUUCGUGCGACACAGGUGUGCGCCGCCUUGGAGUCACCCAAGAAUUGUUGUCGCUUGUCACCGGCUUAGCGCACUACCUGAAACUCAUCAUCCGGAUUUGCCUUCAGGGGUCGCUACGCCUAGAAAAGGAGAAAGACAUUGACGAAGGCCUGAACUUCCUUCUUACGAACAUCAACGGUCUUGACGACCGACUAGCUCAUGAAAGCAGCGUGGAUCAGGCCGCCGAAGCUGCGGUCUACUGCCGAAAGAAGGCCGACACUUGCCCCGUGUGCAACGAGCCAGUCGAGGACAAAUGUUUCAAGCAGGCAGACCGAAUAAUCCACAUGCAAUGCUUGCGGUGCCACAAUUGUGGCGUAGAUCUAUCGGAUAAGCUACCGCAUGCUCGAUGGGCUCCCGGUACAAGAAUCAUUCUUUGCAGCAACUGUGCCGCUCACAGACUGGUAGAUAGUCAAGGUGGAUUUUCGGAAGUCACGAGGCUAGCACAAUAUGUGCACCUGCUGAAGUGCGCGCACGCUCGUCUCCUAGCGACUUUGCGCAGUAGCGGUGCCUUGCCACACACCUCAGAAGAUCCCAACCUGGCCGAGUAUGAUUCUAACCAAGGGCAUCGUGUAGCUCCCUCCGAGCUCGAGCCGCCAAUGCUUCGUGCAGAUUCACGUUCAAAGUCCUACGGAGAUCGAACCGAUUAUGAGGCCGAGAACGGCUCAUCUCUGGAGGGCAUCAAGCGUAUGCGCUCUUCGAAGAUGGAGAAGCACCUCUCCAUGACGGGACGUCAUGCAAGAACCUCAAGAGUCGUUGACGGUCCCACCGGAUCAACUGUGCAUCCUGGGUCUCCGGGUGAGGCGUCAGAAGCUAAGUUCAAUGGCAUGCACAUCGUGCAAGAACGAGACCUCAGUGGUGAUGCAUUGAGACAACUCACAAUCGGCGGUAAUUCACUUGCCUUGGACGACAUCCCCAGGUUCGCCGCCGCAGAACAAGCGCGAGAUCAACGACCGAAUGCGGCCAAGUACGCCAGAGACCAUCUUGUUGGCUCCGAGCCCAAGCCGAAGCUUGUCAACGGUCAUCGGCGCGACAUCUCCGGAGGUCAGGAGAUUGAGAAGGCUGCCCUGACCGACGCCUCGUUGUUCCGUCCGAAGAGAUACUUCUCGGAGUUGUCUGGCCUAGAGCAUUUCAUUGUCAGAACAGUAGCAGUUAUCUUGCUGGAGCCCCUGCUAGGUGGCCUGUUCAACCAGGAAGAACUCCUCGCGAUGAUUAGCGAAAAGCGACCUGGAAACUUCUGGGGAAGGUUCGGCAAAGCAUUCAUCAAGAACGACAAAGGAAAAGCUAGCGGCAAGCGCAAGGGCGUGUUUGGGAAGGGUCUGGAUCAAGUCACCGAGAGAGACGGUGCAGAGUCCACUGACGGCAUCGGUCCUGGCACCCUCAAAGUACCUGCAUUGGUACAGGACGCGGUUUCCGCCAUGCGCUCGAUGGACAUGUCGGUAGAGGGAGUCUUCAGGAAGAAUGGUAACAUUAAACGGCUAAGAGAGCUUGCUGAGGAGAUCGAUGUUCAAGGUGGCGAUGCUGUGGAUCUCACAAAGGAAAACCCUGUCCAAGUCGCUGCUCUGCUCAAGAAGUUCCUGCGCGACCUGCCGGAUCCCGUUCUGACAUUCAAGUUGCAUCCUCUCUUCAUUGCGGCUGCCAGAAUGGAUGAGAACAAGCGCAAGCGCGUGCUUCACCUAACCUGCUGCUUGCUCCCGAAAGCAAAUCGUGACACGAUGGAAGUUUUGUUCUCCUUCCUCAACUGGGUCUCAUCCUUCUGCGCUGUUGACGAGGAGACCGGCAGCAAGAUGGACAUUCACAACUUGGCUACAGUCAUUGCGCCGAACGUUCUGUACUCGAACAGCAAGAACCCCGAACUGGAUCACAGCUUCCUGGCUAUCGAAGCAGUGCAUUGUCUCAUCGAGAACAACGAGACGAUGUCGGAAGUUCCGGAAGAUCUACAGACCAUCCUCAACGACACCGCUCUUCAUGCCAACAGCGGCGAAGUCACCACCAAAGAGAUCCUCAAGCGAUACGGCAACCUGUGCAAAGCGCCACAGACCACAGCAUCCGCGGCCGAGGUCCAAAAACCGCGAUCGCGUGAGGGCCGCCCGUCAGCACCGGUCGUUCAGCGCGUCGAUACGGAUCCCCAUGCUUGGCAGAACGAGAGUUCCGUCCGUCACAUCGGAGGACCUCCGGCAUCUUUUGGACCCAGCAGCACUCAUAACACCCCGCCCCAGAAUCCAACCGACUUCACUCCCCCCACAUCCUACAGCUAUCCUCCAGGAAACCAUGAAGUCUACGGGGCUCCCAAUGGCAGCCCGAACCGCCAGGCACGGCUGAGAGACAGUGCGUACACGAAGCAAGGUGCGCUCGGAAUCACAGGCACUGGCUGA